Messenger RNA from Lingula anatina, 6727 nucleotides. Its product is annotated as ras GTPase-activating protein nGAP. The record is from RefSeq and is a predicted model, not a curated record. Gene Ontology annotation, biological process: regulation of GTPase activity. NCBI's taxonomy places the organism in Eukaryota, Metazoa, Brachiopoda, Lingulata, Lingulida, Lingulidae.
UAAAACAUAAAGAAUGGCUCCUCUAUGUAGACAUAAAUUUAUAAACAAUUCUGAAUGAUAUGUGUUUUUCAUUCAUUCUUGAUUUAAAACCUGCAAUGGAAUGCCAGUUUUCAGUAUAAUUUCUAUCUCUGUUUUUACAUGAGGCAGUUCCAGAUAUCCCUGUUUAUUCCUUUUUCACAUAUCUCUCAGUUUCCCUUAGACGAAAUACAUCAACAUUAUGGUUAGAAAUAAGAGAUGGGGCAUAACAAUACCAGGAUUGUGAUCUAGACUUAACUCAUCAAAUUGAGAAAGGUGUGGUCCGAAGUUGAGAUUACCACUGUUAAGAAGAUAACGUGGGAUUUCCAAUAGUUCUGUGUAUCUAGAUAGUUAAAGCACAAUAGGAUGACAAUAUUGCUUUCAUCACUUCUAUCUUGUCUGAGUACAUUUUAUUGUGUGGGGAUGCUUGGCUGCGAUGUCUUCAACAGCUGUAGAAAGAACUGUCAGAACAUUUUUUCAUAUGAUCAGCUUUGUGAUAACACUAAAAACCUGAGGGUUUUUGCAUUUUUAAUUUUCUUUAUUGUGCAAUAUUCAAAAGAUAUUUCUUUUUGAAUGCCUUGGAAACUUUCUUUGCAAUUUGAUUGUUAAAAUGUAUAAACAGAACCAGUGAAUUGCUUUGUCACUGUUACAACCUCAGCGACUAUGUUACAACCCCAAUGACAGUUACAAACUGCUGCAGCCAGAGAUAUAUACAGCAGCAUUGACUCACUCAGACAAGAGAACACUGCAGUAUCAAAAUUAUUGUUGGCUACUGCCAUGGAUAUUGUUAAAACAAUGACUCACUGUAACAAGGACUAGGAUAACUGUUGGCUGCUGCUAUAGGAGUGACCAGAGCUUGUGACUCACUCCACCCGGCAAUCUAAUAACAUGAGGUAGGGUUACACUAGUGGGAAUUAGGUCUGUUUUCAAUUAACUCUAGUGGCAUGAUUUUGUUAGUGUGUGGCUGAAAUAUAGCCCAGCCACUUAAUUCUGGGGCAGGGACAUGUGGUGGCUGGUGAUAUACUGUUGUCAAGUGUAGGUUGCAGUUUUUCCAUGUGACAUUUUUGGGGAGUUAGUUGGUGUGAGAAGAGAGCACCAGCAGGAAUGGAGUUUAUCAGAAAUCUAAUCAACAGUCGUCUGCGCACCUCGAGGUCCCAUGAGUCUUUGCUUCACCCCCUGUCCAGCAUGCACUCUGUGGACCUGAGCGCGCCAGACAUCCAGAUCAAGCCACUCCACAGCAGUAUCCUGGGACAAGACCACUGUUUUCAGGUGUCCACCAGUAACGGGACAAAAUACUACUCCUGUCGGACGGCAGAGGAGAGACAGAAGUGGAUUGAAUGUUUACGCAAGACAGUUCAUCCAAAUCAAGAGCAGAGUCGGAGGACAGACAACUCCUUUCAGUUGUGGAUUUUAGAGGCUAAAAAUGUCACUUCUAAGAAAAGAUAUUUCUGUGAGGUGUGUCUGGACAGGACACUUUAUGCAAGGACAUCCUCAAAAUCCAAGGGAGAGAUCCUGUUCUGGGGAGAAAACUUUGACUUCAAUAAUCUUCCUGCCAUAGAAACUGUGACUGUGAACAUUUACAGAGAAGCUGACAAGAAGAAAAAGAAGGACAAGAACCAGCUAAUAGGUUAUGUGAAUAUCCCAGUGGAUGAGUUGAAUAACAGGCAGCUUGUGGAGAAAUGGUACACAGCAAGUUCAGGGACAGUUGGAAGAGCAGCCAAGGAAAAUAAAAGUGAUCUCCCUCUAGUACGUCUCAAGGCACGCUACCAGACUGUACAGAUAUUACCCAUGGAUACAUAUCAAGAAUUUAUUCAGUACCUGAGCACAGACUACAUGUGUCUGGUGGAGGUUCUGGAGCCAGUGAUCAGUGUCAAGGCCAAGGAGGAGAUCGCCAUGUCCAUGGUGAGGAUCAUGCAGAGACUGGGGAAAGCUGACCACUUUCUGCCAGACAUCGUCAUGGGAGAGAUUGAUAAGCUGGAUAAUGAGCACCUUACAUUCCGUGGGAACAGCAUUGCAACCAAGUCUAUAGAAGCAUACAUGAAGUUAGUGGGAGAGAAGUAUCUACAAGAUACACUGGGUGAAUUUGUUCGCUCUAUGUUGGAGUCCACAGACGACUGUGAGCCUGACCCCACCAAGGUCACCAACAACAAUGUCCUCCAGCGCCAUCAGGCCAGCCUGGUGAUGUAUUGUGAGAUGGCCUGGGUGAAAAUUAUCAACUCCGCAUGUUAUUUCCCAAGAGAGCUGAAGGAUGUGUUUGCACAAUUUCGAGAUCGCUGUGUGAACAGAAAGAGAGAAGAUGUUAGUGAUAAUCUGAUCAGUGCCUCCAUUUUCUUGCGCUUCCUCUGCCCUUCCAUCAUGUCCCCCAGUUUAUUUGGCCUCACACAAGAAUUUCCGCAAGACAAAGCGGCUAGAAAUCUGACACUUAUAGCAAAAACUAUACAAAAUCUGGCAAACUUUACAAAGUUUGGUGGAAAGGAGGAAUACAUGGUGUUCAUGAAUGAUUUUGUUGAGAGAGAAUGGGGAACAAUGAAGCAGUUCCUUACCAAAAUCUCAAACCAGGAGAAGGCCCCAGAGCUGAUGGAGUAUGAUGGCUACAUUGACCUGGGUAAAGAACUGUCCAUUAUGCACUCCUUACUGGUGGAGAGUCUGGAAAAGUUAAAUGAGGCCACAGAAAUCAAGUUAGCCAGGCUGCGCACCAUUUUGGCCACAGUGUCUGAAGCUUUAAAGAACCCUGAGCCAACUCCCAAAAAACCUGCCCUAAAUAACGUCCAGAUAUAUGACAAUCUGAUGAACAUUAACAAUGGGCGUCAGGUGCACACAGAAAUGCACACGCAGGAAAACAUUAUUCACACAGCGGUGCCUUCGUCGCCGUAUACGAACCAGGCUGGAAACAGGAGGCCUGUUGCACCAGAUCUGAACUCAACAGACGAUUAUGUUUUAUUUCACGAUUUCAAAGAAAAUUCACGGAGGUUUGACGUCUCAUCAAGAACAAAUGUUACUGCUGAAAGGUCAGUCGUUGACCAAUCAUGGAAUGACAUUUUGCAUGCUGCGGAACUAGUCAAUGGGGAGUAUGUGGACCUGAUAUCUUACAUGGAUGAUGUGGUUGGGGAGGAAAAAAGAGGACGGGCCACAACAGACCAAAAUAUGAAGGGCAGCCAAACGUCCAUUAGUCAGCUGUCCACGGUGGCGUCUUCUGGGUAUCAGUCGUUUGGGUACAGUCAGUCCAGCUCCCCCGUGGACUCUCUGGUACCCAAUGAUGGAGACAACGGAAAGUCUCCUCCAUUAGCCCAGCCUCUGUCCUUUGCCAACCCAAUGUAUCACCAUAAACAUGCCCAGUCCACACCAAAAUGUAGCACACCUCGUAGAGACUCCAGUGCUAGCUCUCUCAGCAGCAUGGAUGAGAAAGACUCAAUAUCAAGUAGACAGUUAGUUACCAAACAAACUACAGGUAAACCAUACACACCCCAGCAAGUAAGGGCUUCAACACAAAGGGUUAUGGUUAGUUCCAGCAGUAGUGAGUCUAUAGCCACCCCGCCACGGGAUCGGCGCCAGGUCAGAAAACCUCCUAUGGAGUCCCCCUCUCACUAUGCAAGGGUGAACCCUUCACCAAAAGUUGAAAAAUCAAUUCAGAAUGGACAGUCUGCACUUGAAUGCCAACCGGCCUCGUUUAAUGACCUAGCACUUCAGUCACUUAUUCUUUCGCAGAGCCAUGACUCUAGCUUGAUGGGAAGGAAGAGGUAUGAACUUAGGCGAACUGCCACUGACACUUCAAUAUCAUAUCGACAGCCUCCUUCUGCAAAAGAGCAGCCAAUAGUACCAUCUUCAAUGUCAAUGCAAACUAUGCCUACAUCAACAUCACCAGAUGACUCACUGUCUGCAAAGUCCCCUGACAGUCCACGCGGGGUUACGUCUCCAAGCAGGCGGCCAUCUUUACCUCAGACAGGCGUACACAUGGGCAUACGAUCUGUGCAGAGGAAGAUAAACGAUCAGGAUAAAACAAAGAUUGAGUAUGAGCAUGAGCUGAACCACUUGAGGCAGCAGCUUUUUGAAGCAGAGCGAAGGUUGCGGGAGGCAGAAGAGCAACUGAGCGGACAUGCUGAACAUGACCAACAGGUGGCGCAAGAGUGGCAGAAAAAGCUGGAGGAGAGUGAGGAAAAAUUACGCCAACAGCAGGCUGAAAAAGACCAGCAAAUGAAAAAUAUAAUUCAAAGGUUGAUUAGUGUGGAGGAGGAAUUGCGCAGAGAGCACGCUGAAAUGCAGAAGCUGGUCACGCAGAAACAAAAAAUUGUCGAAGCACAAGAGCGGCGCAUUCAGUCCCUGGACUCUGCGAACACACGCCUCAUGACAGCCCUGAGCCAGCUGAAGGAAAGGUACCAGGGAGUUGGAAAAAAUGGCGUCAUAUCCCCCUGGAACCACCAGGGCCAAGUUUGCGCUGUCUGACGCGGACUUCAAGACAAGCUCUUGUUAACAUUCUACAUUGCACAAGAUGAGAAAAGAAAAGUACCAUUUUAGUGUACAAUAUCUGGGUUAUUUGAAGAUGGACUUUGGUCCAACGUCUGUUCCAUCCUCCUUCUUCAAACCCAGUUUAAAAGUUUUCACUGCAGAAGAUGGUUAAUGACAGUUUUUCAAACUGAGAAUCUUCUAAGAUUCUGAAAUCAUAUCUUAACGUGAAACCCCUAACUGUUAAGAGGGCAAAAUAUGUUGCAGAAAUCAUCUUCGAACACUUAAGUGAGGAUUAUCAGACUUUUCUGCAUUUCAAUGGAUGUUUAACAGCAAUUUGCAAUUAUAAGAGCUGGACUCGAAGUUGAAAAAUUGUCCAAAGGUUUUGUUUUCUUUUCAUAAGGUUCAUGCAAAAAAAAAGAGAAACAAAUUAAGAAAAUUAUGAUUGGGAAAUGCUAUUGUUAUGCACUUCUUCCAACAAUAUGGCAAAUAUCAGCGGGAGAUAUUCGUACAUUUUCACAAAGAGAGAAGAAAAUUGUCCGUUUCACAGUUGCCUUAUUCGGUGUUUUAUAUGUAGAUAAAUUUUCCCGUAGAUCUGAUGUGAAUAUUAAGAAAUCAAAAUGUCAUACUUAACUCUGUGUGUGUGUCGUAAGCUUUAGUGUCACACCCUGACAUGUACAAUCAGUGUCAGCGUUUGUCAACAGCACUGCCAUUGAAAUUAUUGUGCAAUAUUAUUUACCAAGUAACGGCGGGUUUUGUUUUUCAUUUGGUGCUAAAAUUAUGUCUAGUUUAUUAUAUGCAAUUUGUAUAAUGAUCUUUGAGGAAUAGUUUAUUCCUUAUCAGUUCUGAAAUGAAAAUUAUUUCGAACCAUAUGUUAGUAUGAGAUAAGUAAGAUGGGCAUCAGAAUUUCUGUAGCAAAAAAAAAAAGAUAAUUUUCCGAUUAGUUCCCAGGAUAAAAAGAAAAUAAGCUGUUCCCAAGCAAUGGUAUCUUGUUUAGAAAGCUGCAAAUAAUUGUAAUUAUACGUACAUGUUCAAUUCUACGCAAUGUGUUCAGAAGGUAUGGGCUAUUUCCCUGCUAGUGUUCAAGGUCUUUCUAUAUGUAUAUAAUAAUGUUGUUAUUGUAAAUUUUGUCACAAACUAUGCUACAUGUACAUGUGUAUGGGCAAUGCUGGUACUUGUCAUACAGAGCAUUGUGUUUGUUACAGAGCUGUGAAGACUUGAAAGUCAAUCAACCCAGUUUGUAUCUGUUUUUCAUGGAUAGAAGGCUUUGUAAAGAAGAACUGGCCUUAACAACGCUGUGUCUUAUCUAGGGUGUGUGAGUCAGGUCACUUGUAACUUAACCCUUUCAUUCCUCACUCCUUUCAUUCCCCACCCUGUGCACAUUUCACACUGAAUUGGGCAAAUAGAUAUCUUCAUUUUAAGAUUUCUCUUUUACUUUGUAGAACAAUAACAUUGACAAAUUGUUUGUGCGUUAGUUAAAAUUUGGUUGUUACUUUAACCCAAAGCAUACUUCCCUAGUUAUCAAGGUACCAGUAGACACAUUUGGGUCAGGUUUUUUUUUUAUAGAAGUCUUCACUGGUCAUUCCAUCCUCUAUAAACAGCAUCCAACUUAAUAGAAACCUUUUCACAAUAGGUCUGAAGUUUUUUGGACUUAGCUUAGACGGCUUAAUUCAACCAGUUACGAAAAGCCAACUUUGUUGCAUUAGCCCCUUGUGUUUUACCAAUGAUUGGUCCUCACAAUCAAUGUAAUGAGAGAUUUAGUCAUCUAUGGAGAGGAAAAAGCCAUUGACAAGACAAUCACAAUUUGCAUAAGGGGCCUUAGUGAAAAGACAGAACCCUUUUGGGUUCUUCUUCAAAGCCAAUUUGUCAGCUAAGAUUCAAAGAACUGUUUUCUAAGACCAAUUUCGAUUUCAUUGGUUUAGUGAAACGGGCCACCGUCAACCAACUGAUAACAGUCGAGGUUCGAUAUUUUCACGUACAAUGCCCAUUGUCAUGUUAUGUAGGUGUGUGUAUAUUUUGUACAUAGUCUCUAGUGUAUGUACAUCUCUCCACCAGGUGGCAUCCUCAAUAGUAGUCACUGUACUUUGUUGCUAACCUGUAGUGAUAGCUGUUGUGGAGUGUCCAUCCUGACUGGACAGUGUCCAGCCCAUUCAGCCGGACACCUUGGAGGUAUCUCCAUAUAUUUAUUAUGCUGGUAUUUAUUACUGUCCUGGCAAGGCUUCCGUCUUUUCUUUAAGAUGGAGGAAUUAAUAAAAAGUCCAAUGAAAAAAUA